GUACAGGUGACUGCAAGAAGCUGAUAUGAAGUCAAAAUCAGAUAUGGAGUCUGCAGAGAGGAUAACAACAUCAAACUCAUCUUCAGUGGCUUCUUCCUCACCGUCCACUCCAUCGGCAGCUACAGUGGUAUCAAAAGGAGGCAUCUCCACAGGCGUCACCCCUCUGAGCUCCUCAAUCACUGCUUGCGGACACUUGUUCAGAGCUUCUGGAGAGCAGCCGUUCAAUCUGUCCAGUGCCUUUCCAAUGAUCACCCAUCCAGUCUUCGGCCUACACGCAGCCAGCUCAGGACACUCAGAAUUUGGUGGUUUGGGAACACUUGGAACACCCACAGCCUUAGCAGCACAUCCGCAGCUAACACAUUUUCCAGGUACAGAAUGGUGGCGAGCGACUGAUCCACACACCCGCGCUGCUUUCUUUCCCCCAUUACUUGGAAUUCCUCCCCUCUUCACUCACCCAACCCAGAACCAUGACUCCUCCUUCCAUAUUCGGAGCGCUGGGAAGAAUGGACGCGGAGGCUCGGAGAAAGGCAUAAAUGGAUCCUUGAAUGGAAGCAUCCCCUCAUUAGUCACCAGUAACUGCACACCUAUAUUAUCGACGACUACGACAAAUAACAGCGGGCAAGUAAAAAGCGCAGGCUCAGGACCAGGGGGCCGGACGUGUAAUCAAGAGCAAAGCAAAUCAGAUGGCAGAAACGAAAAAAACAAAGAUAAGCAAAAACAAAGAAAAAAAGCAGUGGAAAGCUCCAGCUCCAGUGACUCCGGCUCCUCAUCCGACACGUCUAGUGAUGGUGUCAGCAGCAGCGAUUCUGAUGACUUGGAGGAAGAGGACCAAAGCAUUGAAGAGAGUGACGACGAUGACUCUGAUUCAGAGAGUGAAGCACAAACUAAAAAUAAGAACAAGGUGCUAAUCCAUAACAUCCAAGACCUGAAACCUGAUGGAAGCCAAACAGAGAAGUUGCCGGAGAAGCGAGCACACCAGCAGUUACCUCUUCUUCCGGAUCCCCAGGCCCGCUCUCCAAUCCAGCCCCAGCAGAAAUACCCUCAGGUUUUAUCCCAGCAACUUCCCUUCUUUUUCCAAAACUCUCAGGCCAAGGAAGAGACUGUGAACAAACACACAAGUGUGAUUCAAUGUACUGGACUGGCCAUGAAGCCCUCACCUUUACUCACUCAACCCAGCAAGGAAGCUAGUUUAAAACUCGGGACCUCCCCCUCUGAUGGACUGAAAACAGGGAACAAAAAUACCUCUGAAGAGCCCAGCCCACAGCCCAGCGACCUGAGGAUUAAAAGGGAUCAACAGAAAUCAACAUUCCCUGCUCCAGUAAGCAAGCCUCAGGAGGGCCUCAAGAACCAGAAAAAGACUAUUGUUACUCAGUCAGUCUCCAUUCCCAUGUCCAACUCCAUAUGUCAGCUGCAGCCAUCUUUAGAAAAUAACCACUCCAACCCAUUCUUGGCAAAUGCACUGCUGGGUAAUCACCAGCCAAAUGGAGUCCUCCCCUGUGUUAUCCAGGAAGCCCCGCUGGCUCUCACCACCAAAUCUAAGAGGGAAAAUAAAGUCAGCGACAGUGUAACUGUUUCCCCCAGUGCCCAUUUUGCCUCUCCGAUCAAUCUGAUUGCGUGUGUAAAAAGGAACUCUUCCAGCAAGUCGAUCCUUGGGCCAACUGGUUCCCCAAUUUUACACAGUCUCUGCAAGGAGAAAACUCCAAAAGGUAACUCCACACCAGCAAUAAAGCCACCUCACCCACUCAAUGCCACCAAAAGUCUCCUGGACAAGUUUCGAGGGGUGGAUUCUGACAUCCCCAGCAGCAAGGAUUCUGAAGACUCCAAUGAGGAGGAUGACGAUGAAGAUGAUGAUGAGGAUGAUGAGGAGGAGGAUGAAGAUGAUGAAGAUGAUGAUUCUGAUAGCCAGUCAGAGUCAGACAGUAACUCAGAAUCGGAUUCGGAGGGGACGGAAGAAGACGAUGAUAAAGACGAUUCUGACAGCGAUACAGAGGGAGAAAAGCUGAAAUUUAAUACAACUGCUCCUCCUGUGACCAGUUCAACGAACAGCAUGAGUGCUCAAUCCACACCGCUCAACUUGCAGGUCAUCAGGAGCCCCAGCUCUGCUCCAUCUGCGCUGUGCCCAGAGUCACAACCCCCUGACCUCCGCAGCCCCACUGCCACUCUCAGCCCCAGCACACCAUGCGGUGCCAGUAAGAGAAAAAGAGUCACAGAUGAGCGCGAGCUGCGUAUGCCUCUGGAAUACGGCUGGCAAAGAGAAACAAGAAUGAAGAAUCUUGGUGGGCGUCUGCAAGGAGAAGUCACUUAUUUUGCUCCCUGUGGGAAAAAAUUUCGUCAGUACCCAGAAGUAAUGAAGCAUCUCAGCAGAAAUGGAAUAAUGGAUAUCACAAGGGACAAUUUCAGCUUCAGUCCAAAAAUAAGAGUGGGGGACUUCUAUGAAGCCAGAGAAGGACCGCAGGGAAUGCAGUGGUGUCUCCUGAAAGAGGAGGAGAUUGUCCCACGUAUCCGAUCAUUGGAAGGGCGUAGAGGACGCCCCCCAAAUCCAGAGAGGCAGCUUGCCAGAGAAGAAUCGAGGAUGCGGCGCAGAAAAGGAAGACCCCCUAACGUGGGAGGGACGGAUUUUGUUGUUACUGAGGGGGCCAAACUGUUACGGAAGCUCCAGGCGCAAGAAAUUGCCAGACAAGCUGCACAAAUAAAACUCCUUCGAAAGCUGCAAAAGCAAGAACAGGUUCGAGCUGCAAAAGAAGCAAAAAAACAGCAAGCUAUCAUGGCUGCCGAAGAAAAGCGCAAGCAGAAAGAGCAGAUAAAGAUGAUGAAACAACAGGAGAAAAUUAAAAGAAUCGAGCAGAUCCGAAUGGAAAAAGAACUUCGUGCCCAACAGAUUUUGGAGGCUAAAAAGAAAAGGAAAGAAGAUGCAGCAAAUGCCAAAAUAUUGGAAGCCGAGAAACGUAUAAAGGAGAAGGAAAUGAGGCGUCAACAAGCAGUUCUCCUGAAACACCAGGAGUUGGAGAGGCAUAGACUAGAUAUGGUAUGGGAGAGAGAGAGAAGGAGACAACACGUAAUGCUCUUGAAGGCUGUUGAAGCUCGUAAAAAGGCUGAGGAAAAAGAACGUUUGAAACAAGAAAAGCAAGAUGAGAAAAGAUUGAAUAAAGAGCGUAAACUGGAGCAGAGGCGGCUAGAACUCGAACUGGCCAAGGAGAUGAAGAAGCCAAUGGAAGACAUGUGUCUGUCUGACCAAAAGCCUUUGCCAGAUUUACCCCGCAUCCCGGGACUGAUCCUUUCCGGUGCCACUUUCUCCAACUGCCUCAUGGUAGUGCAAUUUCUAAGGAACUUUGGGAAGGUUUUAGACUUUGACAUUCAUUCUGACAUUCCAUCGCUCGGUGUCUUUCAAGAAGGUUUAAUAAACAUGGGGGAAAGCAUGGGAGAAGUGCAAGACUUGUUGGUGAGGCUGCUAUCUGCAGCAGUGUGUGAUCCUGGAGUCCCACCAGGGUACAAGGCUAAAACAGCUCUUGGGGAACACUUAAUGAAUAUUGGUAUAAAUCGUGACAACGUUUCUGAGAUUCUUCAGAUCUAUAUGGAAGCGCACUGCGGCCAGACCGAGCUCACAGAAAGUCUUAAAACCAAAUCUUUCCAAGCACACACCCCAACCGAAAAAGCUUCUGUUUUUGCGUUCCUGGUCAAUGAGCUUGCCUGCAGCAAAAGUGUAGUCAGUGAAAUAGACAAAAGUUUAGAACACAUGUCCAACCUAAGAAGAGAUAAAUGGAUGGUUGAAGGCAAGCUCCGCAAGCUGAGAAUAAUACAUGCUAAAAAGACGGGAAAGCGAGACUCCAUCGCGGGCGCUGAAGGCGGAGAAGAACAGCAUUCAUUAGGAACCCCCACAGCAGGCAGAAAACGCAGGCGGAAGGGUACAGACAGUGACUAUGAUGAUGAUGAUGACGAUGAUAGCGAUGAUCCAGCAGAAGAAGAUGAAGACGAUGAUGAAGAUAAAAAGGGGAAGAAAUCCGAAACUUGCGAUGAUGAGGAUGAUGGAGACCAGACUGCUACAGUAGAGGAACUAGAGAAGCAGAUAGAAAAGCUGGUGAAGCAACAAAACCAGUAUAGGAAGAAGCUGUUUGAGUCCUCCCAUUCCUUGCGGUCAAUGAUGUUUGGGCAGGAUCGGUACCGCCGUCGGUACUGGAUUCUUCCACAGUGUGGUGGCAUAUUUGUGGAAGGAAUGGAGAGCGGUGAAGGACCAGAGGAAAUGGCAAAGGAAAGAGAAAGGCAUCGACAAAUUGAAAAGAUUGAGAUUAAAGAAGAGAUGCUUGAUUGCCUUGAUGAGAAGUCAAACUGUGUCAACUCUAGUCCUGGGGAGCAAAAAUGUUCGAAGGACAAAGACAGCACCAACUUGUUCCUCCAGAAACCUGGAUCCUUCUCCAAACUGAGUAAACUGUUAGAAGUAGCAAAAAUGCCUCCCGAAAUGGACGUUGUGCCACCAAAGCCAAGUGUUUCACCCAAUGGCUGUUCGAUUCCCUUUCAGAAUAAAGGCCGGAGCACUCCUGUCUCACUGCAGCCCGGCACAUCUCAAUGCAAUCCUGAAAAGACAGACUUAAAUCCAUUUAGUCCUGUGAUCAGCGGGUCUGGCAAGUUUUAUAAUUCUCCAGUAAUUCCCAAUGAACAGCUGCUAAAAACUCUGACAGAAAGGAGCAGGCAGUGGUUCAGCCUCCUCCCUCGGACACCCUGUGAUGACACAUCAAUAACUCACAUAGAAUCCUCUGCAUCAGUAGCUUCAACAAGCCAAUUGUGUCAUAAUUCCCAGUCUUCAUCUCCUGUGCCAUCCCCCGUUAUGAACUCUUCCUCUACACACAGCUCAAUGGGACCCAGUCCCUUCUCGGUUUCCUCACUUCAGAUGAAGCCUGGUUUACCAGUGAUGGGUCUACAGUUUUGCGGGUGGCCAUCACCUAUUGUUCCAGCAAAUCUUCCAUUUUCUCCCCCCAUGCCGGGGCUUGGGCUAUCAGGAUUAUCUGAAGGAAAUGUCCCCUCUUUCCUCACUCCAAAUGCUCAGCCGUGUAAAAGUGAAUCUCCUGUGCCACAGAGUGACAAAUCCAUCUGUACCCCUUUACCGGCGGUGGAAUUACCAAAACAAAUGGAUUUCCCCAUCCCUAGACCAAUACCAGAAGAAAUGCAGUUUGGCUGGUGGAGAAUCACAGAUCCGGAAGAUCUCAAAUCUUUAUUGAAAGUGCUUAAUCUCCGAGGAAUAAGAGAAAAGUCUUUACAGAAGCAAAUUCAGAAGCACUUAGACUACAUCACCCUAGCCUGCCUGAGAAACAAAGAGGCUAUCAUAGACGUGAAAGGACGUGACAAAUGUGAGCUGACACGAGACGUGGUGGAGAAUUGGUGUGUGGAAGACCAUGAGAUGGAGAUUGACAUCGCUAUUCUCCAGCAGGUAGAAGAUCUGGAGAGACGAGUGGCUUCUGCUAGUUUACAAGUUAAGGGCUGGAUGUGUCCAGAACUCGCCUCCGAGAGAGAAGACUUGGUUUAUCAUGAACAUAAGUCAGUUACUAAAAGGCACAGGGACAAUGAUGGUGAGCAACAUCCAGCAGACGGAGGAGCCAAUCCAUGUACUCUUGAACGGAGGAGCGACAACCCUCUAGAUAUAGCAGUAACCAGGCUGACUGACUUGGAGAGGAACAUUGAAAGAAGGUAUCUGAAGAGCCCCUUAAGUACCACCAUUCAGAUCAAACUGGAUAAUGUGGGCACAGUUACUGUCCCUGCUCCUGCACCAUCUAUUAGUGGUGAUGGUGACGGGGCUGAGGAUGACAUUGCCCCGGGCUUGAAGAUUUGGAGGAAAGCACUCUCAGAAGCACGCAACGCAGCACAAGUAUCACUCUGCAUUCAGCAACUACAGAAAUCUAUUGCAUGGGAGAAAUCCAUCAUGAAAGUUUACUGCCAAAUUUGCCGCAAAGGAGAUAAUGAGGAAUUGCUGCUUUUGUGUGAUGGAUGUGAUAAAGGAUGUCACACGUACUGCCACAGGCCCAAAAUCACGGUUAUACCAGAGGGUGACUGGUUCUGUCCUGCCUGCAUUGCAAAGGCAAGCGGACAAACUUUAAAAAUGAAGAAGGCGAAUCUAAAAGGGAAAAAGAUUUCUGAGCCGAAGAAAGGAAAAAAGGCAUCCGGGGAAGCAGAGGAUGAAGAUACUGCAGCAACCGGUGGUUCCGGAAAAAAGGGGAUCAAAGAUACUAAAAAAAGAAAAAUAGAGGAAAAUAACUCUAGUCCCUCAAAACAAGACACUCCGCCUGCAUCUAAGAAGUCAAAACACCACACUAAGGAUGAUGCCAAGGAGCUGGCUUUCUGCAGUGCAAUUUUGUCUGAGAUGGAAUCUCAUGAGGAUGCCUGGCCUUUUCUGCUUCCUGUUAACUUGAAACUUGUCCCUGGCUAUAAGAAGGUCAUUAGGAAGCCCAUGGACUUUGCAACCAUCCGGGAAAAGCUCAGUAGUGGGCAAUAUCCAAACUUUGAGGCUUUCGCUCUGGACAUCAGACUUGUGUUUAACAACUGUGAAACGUUCAAUGAAGACGACUCUGAGAUAGGCAGGGCUGGACACAAAAUGCGGACACAUUUUGAAAAAAGAUGGACAGAAGUUUUCAACAUGAGCUGAAAUCCUUCAACAAUCCUCCACUCUCGUCGUUUGGAUUACAAGACCAGCAAUGUGAAUGACCUCUAAAUAAAUAAAAUCUGAAUAGUCUCCUGCAGAUCAUGAGUGGCACAUUACAAAUCACUCCAGUUACAACCACGGUUCUUAGUUCAUUUGUUUUUUUGCUGGUUUUUUUUUUGGGCCUGUACAUUUUACCAACUUCAGCCUCAUACUAACAAGAACAUACGCCCGAAAAAAAAAUUUAAAAAAAUCUCAAAACAAAAUUAAGAAAGGCGUCCUUGUGCAAUAGCUAAAAAAAAAAAUAUAAAAAUAUAUCGAAAACGCACUGAUUCUUCAACCACCAGAGCUGUACCGGGGGGAAAACGGUUACCCAUUCUCUUUUCGAUAAAUAUCUAUUUUUUAUUGAUUUAAUGUUAUUUUGUUUAUUUUUGUAUUACUUUGUAGCUCAUUGUUAGUGAAUGUAUUUAAUUUUAUGGAUUAUUUAUGAAUUAAACGGCAGAAAGAAUCUUCGUUUUCUGUGAAAAGGAAGAAUAAGGAAUAUUGCUUUAAAUCUUGAAAAUACAGUGAGAAUGUUAAAGAAAAAUAAAAAAAAAAACACUAAAGAAAAAAACAAAAAAACAAGCCAAGUAAAACUGUUUACACCGCUGUGCUAAAAAUGGCAUCAACACUUUACUGUAAAGUAGUACAUUUAUAUAAGUAUACAUUGCUGCAUCGUUCAUGUAGUCAAAUUGUAUUUCAAGAUGGUGAAGAAAAACAGAUCUGUAUAUACUGUUGACAAUUGUUUAUAUUAAGUCUUGUUUAAUAUGUAUGAUGUGUACAUAUUGUUUGCAGGCAUUGAUUAUGAUGUCUGUUUUAGAAGGACUGUAGCAUUUUAUUUUAGCCGGGUAAUAAUAACCUAUUGCUUGUACAGAAUCCUCUACCGACACUGUGGAGUCUCCCUAAUAUUGGUAGUGCCUGCCUUUAAAACAGGGUGUAGGGGAUAUAUUUCAGUUUGGUUUUUUUUUUUUUUCUUAUGUUUAUUUUAUUUUUUAUAUUAUUUUGUUAUUUUCAUUAUUUUCUAAUUUUGUUACAUGAUUUACUGCCAAGUAGGCCUAAAAAAAAAAAAAAAAAAAGUAUACUCAUUUGUAUCCAUGUGAGACAAAACAUAUGACAGAUUUCUUAACACACAGUAUUUUUUCAUAGAUACAUUUCCCUUCAUCUGCCUUGCCACAAAAA
This is a messenger RNA of Nanorana parkeri, 7840 nucleotides long. It is a transcript of the gene BAZ2B, whose product is annotated as bromodomain adjacent to zinc finger domain 2B. The transcript has 37 exons. Lineage: Eukaryota; Metazoa; Chordata; Amphibia; Anura; Dicroglossidae. The record is from RefSeq and is a predicted model, not a curated record. Gene Ontology annotation, molecular function: protein binding; DNA binding. Bases 26 to 6628 code for a protein of 2200 amino acids.